UCACAGAAGACUAAAGCUUUGCACUAAAUGGUCUGGUAGAGAAACAGGCCUGUGUUUCUUAUGUAAAGGAGUAAGAUGACAGUUGGUCAGAAGUCAACAAGGAAGAGGAAGAAAGGUCGCUCUGCCGCUACCUCCUCCAUGCCUGUUUCUUCAGGCUAUGCCCGUCUGGAGAAGAAUGAACCCAUGAACUCUUUGCGUAUCUCUGUCGGAGGGCUCCCAAUGUUGGCCUCCAUGACUAACACCACAGACCCGCGCUUCCGCAUCAAGUGGAAAGCCAUUGUGGUGGUGACCACCACGUUGGUCGUGCUGCUCUUUAUCUACAUGCAAUUGGGGUCUUCUCGGUCCCGACCCAGUGGCAAACACAGCUGGAGGUUCGAGCAGGCCGAAUUAGCGGGGGAAGAACACUACAAUGAUACGUACCCUCUCAGUCCACCGGAGCGCACCUCACAAGGAACGCGCUAUCGGAUAGGAGUCAUAGCCGACCUGGACACAAACUCACACAACGAGAAGAAAAAGACGUGGUUCAGUUACAUGCAGAAGGGCUACCUUCUGGUGUCUGAAAGUGGGGAUACGGUGGCUGUGGAGUGGGACCGGGAGAGAGUGGUGCUGGAAAGCCACCUGGCUGAGAAGGGCAGGGGUAUGGAACUGUCUGAGUUAACAGUCUUCAAUGGAAAGCUGUACAGUGUGGACGACCGCACGGGAGUUGUGUACCACAUUGACGGCACCAAGGCAGUGCCGUGGGUCAUCCUGCCAGACGGCGAUGGCACUGUGGCCAAAGGAUUCAAGGCUGAGUGGCUUGCUGUGAAGGAUGAGCAUCUCUACGUUGGGGGGCUGGGGAAGGAGUGGACCACCACCUCUGGAGAGUUUGUCAAUAACAAUCCUGAGUGGGUUAAAGUGGUUGGUUUUCGAGGAGACGUCCAACACCAGAACUGGGUUCCUCAAUACGAGUCUUUGCGGACUGCUGCCGGAAUCAGUCCCCCUGGCUACCUCAUCCAUGAAUCAGCGGCCUGGAGCGAUACUCUACAGCGCUGGUUUUUCCUGCCGCGUCGUGCCAGCAAAGAGCGCUACGAAGAGACAGCAGAUGAACGGCGCGCCACCAACAUCAUCCUCAGCUGUUCUCCGGACUUCAAGGACAUUGUGACAAGUCGGGUGGGUGACCUGAACCCCACCCAUGGCUUCUCCUCUUUCAAGUUCAUCCCAAACACGGACGACCAGAUCAUCGUAGCUCUGAAGUCAGAAGAAGAUGCAGGCAAGAUAGCCACCUAUAUCCUGGCGUUUACCUUGGAUGGGCGAAUUCUGCUUCCAGAAACCAAGAUUGGUGACGUGAAGUACGAGGGACUUGAAUUCAUAUAGUGUCAAAGUAAUGAACCAGAGACAUUGAAAUCAAUUGUUUUGUUUUGUUUUUUCUUCAGGCUGUUCUUGAUUUUCAGACCUAGAUGUGGGCAUUCAAGUCUCUCUAGGCUGAAGGAGCAUGAAGGACUGACACUGGUCCUAUCUGGUUUGUGAUCAUAUUGAUACUUUUAAGCUCCAUGAUUCCUGAAGCCAGUAGAAUUGAAUUAUGCCUUUGGUUUAGCCUAAAGAAAUAAACACACUGUUCUGCUCUUAAUCUGUAUGAAACCAAACUGUGCCCAGAGCUCACUUGAAGAACCCAGCCUUUGUGUCCUUUGUCUCCUAUUUUUUUAUUUUUUUUUUUUAAUGAAGCAUCCACAACUGUGACCUGGUAUGGUCUCAUGCCAGUAUUGCACUGACUGCAUUGUGAAUGUAUUGAUUGUGUGAGAACAAGAAACCAUAAAACACAGCUGUCAUAGUCACAGCUGUUUUAGUCAUUUUUGAACCUGCGUUAACUUUAUUCUGAGCAAUUUCAAAUUUUCAUGCAGCCGUUUUCUAAAACUCAUGUCAUUUCGCAUGUCUCCUCUGAUUGUUGUCUGCUCCCGGACACUUAGCUUUUUCUGAUUAAAAAAUGGCCAGUGUUUUAAUACCACAAAUUAAAUUAAAUUUGUUAAUGAUUUUAACUCCAUUCUUUUUUAUGGCAUUGUACCUAUUUAUAGUUGGUCUCAAUACAUUUAUGCGGUAGAGAAAACAAAUCAAACCAUUUUUUGGACAGUUAUCUGAAGAGAAAUGUGCAUACACACUUGUUUUUGGGAUGAUGGCUCACUCUUGAUGUCAAGUUUCAUAUUUGUCUGGUAGUUCUUCUUUACUCAAUAAAGUCCUCAUUCUCACUUUCA
Chanos chanos (milkfish) is the source of this 2225-nucleotide messenger RNA. It is a transcript of the gene cant1a, whose product is annotated as calcium activated nucleotidase 1a. Gene Ontology annotation, molecular function: calcium ion binding; UDP phosphatase activity; GDP phosphatase activity. Gene Ontology annotation, biological process: proteoglycan biosynthetic process. The record is from RefSeq and is a predicted model, not a curated record. Bases 76 to 1353 code for a protein of 425 amino acids. NCBI's taxonomy places the organism in Eukaryota, Metazoa, Chordata, Actinopteri, Gonorynchiformes, Chanidae. The transcript is spliced from 4 exons.